UGAUUUCACCGAUUUAUGGUAAAUGAACAAUUUUGACUUCACGUUUGUUCUUAAGUACCAAUUUUGUCUUUUCGGUAGUAUACCUUCUGUACAAACAACUGUGUGCAAUUUGACAGCAAGCAGUUGAACCAGCAGAGAAUUCUCUAAGUUUCAUAAAACCGACAACGUUGCUGAGUUCAAAUUUUAUCUUGUAUUCAAUUUGAGAAAUUGAGAAAUUCAAAACAAAUGUUCUAUAAAACAUACCCAAUUUGUGGAACUGGGUUUGUUUUUACUUAAUUCUGUUUGUAUUUACUAUAUCAUCCAAGCGGUUGAAUUUUAUCAAGGUGACUAUUGACCGUACUUUUUGAUAACCGCAAUAAUAACAGUCCAGUGUGUGACACGAGAUGUAAUUUUUUUGUCAGAUGAAAUUAUGCUGAGUUUUAUAAAUGCACGUUUACCAAAUCGAAUUGUACAAGGUUUAACUGCAGCGUUUUUUCGAGUGUCUGCACUAAAAAACAACGGUCUUCGAGGCACACACAGCGAUCAGUUUAGUGUCAAAUUGAAUAAAAUGAAGAUCACCAUCCUACCAGCCCUUUCAGAUAAUUAUAUGUACCUUAUUACAGAUGAACAGACAAAGCAGGCAGCAAUUGUAGAUCCUGUUGAACCUGAUACAGUAUUGAAUGCUGUGAAAGAGGAAGGUGUAAACCUCACUAAGGUCUUAACCACACAUCACCACUGGGACCAUGCUGGAGGAAAUGAAGAACUGGUGAAAAAGUCCUCAACUGCUCUGCAAGUCUUUGGUGGUGACAAACGUAUUGGCGCACUGACAAAUGAAGUGAAGCAUGGAGACAAGUUCUCCAUUGGAGAGAUUAACGUUGAGUGUUUAUAUACUCCAUGCCAUACAUCAGGUCAUGUCUGUUACUACUUGACUGCUCCUGGACAAACACCUGCUGUUUUUACAGGUGAUACCCUUUUCAUAGCUGGUUGCGGUAAGUUUUUCGAGGGAACUGCCGAGCAAAUGUAUUCCGCGCUGGUUGAGAAGCUAGGUGGAUUACCUGAUAACACUAGAGUCUUCUGUGGACAUGAAUAUACACUGCAAAACCUGAAAUUCGCUAGGCAUGUGGAAAAGGACAACCAGGAGAUUCUGAAGAAAAUUGAACAUGCGAACGAGUUGCGAAAUAAAAACCUCCCAACUGUACCAUCAACAAUAGGCGAUGAGAAGAAGUACAACCCGUUCAUGCGUGUGAUGAUGGGUGAAGUGCAAAGUCAUGCGAGUUGCAGUGAUCCAAUCGCUACCAUGCAGUCUAUACGAAAGGAAAAGGAUAAUUUCAGAGCAUAGUUAUAUCUUUGAUUGGAUGUACCAUUUACUAACCUGGUGAUAUUGUAUAUUUGUUAAUGUUUUAUAUCUAAGUAAAUUAAAAGUCAAUUCGAAUAUAAGACUGUUUUAUUCAUACCUAUAUACCAAUGCAACAAAUGUUUACCUAGGAUGUCCAACCAACAUUUGUGGAAUAAUAACAUGAUUGUUUACAAUAUCGGAAUGUAUAAAUAUGGGAGUUAUAUAAAAUAAUAUUCUUCAAAUGCAUUUCAGCGGUUUAUACAGGUGACUAGUCUUCGACUAAAAUUUUAACAUGUUCGCGUCGUAGCCGAUUUCCGAUGUGUUAAAACAGCCGUAAUAUUUUUUUGUGUAACGUGUGAAUAUUUUUGUAAUUGUGAUCAAUAAUCUUAUAUGUACAUAAUUGUUUUAUGUUUUUUGUCUUUUUUUUUUAUUGUUUUUAGUCAUGUACCACCGAUGGUACACGACGGCUGUGAUAUAUAUUUAUUGUUCAGGGAGUUCGUGUACCACCGGGGUACAUGACUAAAAAUAAUAUAAAACAAGAGUAAAAACAUGAAAUAUGUAUAUAAAAGAAUAUUGAUCACAAAUGAAAAAUCUACACUUAAAAUAGCAAAUUGAAGGUAAUGCUAGAAACUAUAGAAAACGGUGUACUUCCGGUCACGACAAAUUACUUUAAGAAAGAGGGUCAAAAGGAGCAUGUG
Molecule: messenger RNA, 2013 nt
Organism: Acanthoscelides obtectus
Lineage: Eukaryota; Metazoa; Arthropoda; Insecta; Coleoptera; Chrysomelidae
Source: the annotation of a GenBank genome assembly